Saccharomyces paradoxus is the source of this 2049-nucleotide messenger RNA. It is a transcript of the gene KAR2, whose product is annotated as Hsp70 family ATPase KAR2. Gene Ontology annotation, cellular component: endoplasmic reticulum chaperone complex; nucleus; membrane. Gene Ontology annotation, biological process: protein refolding; cellular response to unfolded protein; endoplasmic reticulum unfolded protein response. Gene Ontology annotation, molecular function: ATP binding; ATP-dependent protein folding chaperone; ATP hydrolysis activity. NCBI's taxonomy places the organism in Eukaryota, Fungi, Ascomycota, Saccharomycetes, Saccharomycetales, Saccharomycetaceae. The record is from RefSeq and is a predicted model, not a curated record. The transcript has a single exon. Bases 1 to 2049 code for a protein of 682 amino acids.
AUGUUUUUCAAUAGACUAAGCGCUGGCAAGCUGCUGGUACCACUCUCGGUGGUCCUGUAUGCCCUUUUCGUGGUAAUAUUACCUUUACAGAAUUCUUUCCACUCCUCCAAUGUUUUAGUUAGAGGUGCCGAUGAUGUAGAAAACUAUGGAACUGUUAUCGGUAUUGAUUUAGGUACUACUUAUUCCUGUGUUGCUGUAAUGAAAAAUGGUAAGACUGAAAUUCUUGCCAAUGAGCAAGGUAAUAGAAUAACCCCAUCUUACGUGGCAUUCACCGAUGAUGAAAGAUUGAUUGGUGAUGCUGCAAAGAAUCAAGUUGCUGCCAAUCCUCAAAACACCAUUUUCGACAUUAAGAGAUUGAUCGGUUUGAAAUAUAACGACAGAUCUGUUCAAAAAGAUAUUAAGCACCUGCCAUUUAGUGUGGUUAAUAAAGAUGGAAAACCAGCUGUGGAAGUCAGUGUCAAGGGGGAAAAGAAGAUUUUCACCCCAGAAGAAAUUUCUGGUAUGAUUUUGGGUAAGAUGAAGCAAAUUGCCGAAGAUUAUUUAGGCACUAAGGUCACCCACGCCGUCGUCACUGUUCCAGCUUAUUUCAAUGAUGCUCAAAGACAAGCCACCAAGGAUGCUGGUACCAUCGCCGGUUUGAACGUUUUGAGAAUUGUUAAUGAACCAACUGCAGCUGCCAUUGCCUACGGUUUAGAUAAAUCUGAUAAGGAACAUCAAAUUAUUGUUUAUGACUUAGGUGGUGGUACUUUUGAUGUCUCUCUAUUGUCUAUUGAAAACGGUGUAUUCGAAGUCCAAGCCACUUCUGGUGACACUCACUUAGGUGGUGAAGAUUUCGACUAUAAGAUCGUUCGUCAAUUGAUGAAAGCUUUCAAGAAGAAGCACGGUAUUGAUGUUUCUGACAACAACAAGGCCCUAGCUAAGUUGAAGAGAGAAGCUGAGAAGGCUAAACGUGCCUUAUCCAGCCAAAUGUCCACCCGUAUCGAAAUCGACUCAUUCGUUGAUGGCAUUGAUUUGAGUGAAACCUUGACUAGAGCUAAGUUUGAAGAAUUAAACCUAGAUCUUUUCAAAAAGACCUUGAAACCUGUUGAGAAAGUUUUGCAAGAUUCUGGUUUGGAAAAGAAGGAUGUUGAUGAUAUUGUUUUGGUUGGUGGUUCCACAAGAAUUCCAAAGGUCCAACAAUUGUUAGAAUCUUUCUUUGAUGGUAAGAAGGCUUCCAAGGGUAUUAACCCAGAUGAAGCUGUUGCAUAUGGUGCUGCUGUUCAAGCUGGUGUCUUAUCCGGUGAAGAAGGUGUCGAGGAUAUUGUUUUAUUGGAUGUCAACGCUUUGACUCUUGGUAUUGAAACCACUGGUGGUGUCAUGACUCCUUUAAUCAAGAGGAAUACUGCUAUUCCUACAAAGAAAUCUCAAAUCUUCUCUACUGCCGUUGACAACCAACCAACGGUUAUGAUUAAGGUUUACGAGGGUGAAAGAGCCAUGUCUAAGGACAACAAUCUAUUGGGUAAGUUUGAAUUGACCGGCAUCCCACCAGCACCAAGAGGUGUUCCACAAAUUGAAGUCACAUUCGCACUUGAUGCUAAUGGUAUUUUGAAGGUGUCUGCCACAGAUAAGGGCACUGGUAAAUCUGAAUCUAUCACCAUCACCAACGACAAGGGUAGAUUAACUCAAGAAGAGAUUGAUAGAAUGGUGGAAGAAGCUGAAAAAUUCGCCUCUGAAGAUGCUUCUAUCAAGGCUAAAGUUGAAUCUAGAAACAAAUUGGAAAACUACGCUCACUCUUUGAAAAACCAGGUUAAUGGUGACUUGGGUGAGAAGUUGGAAGAAGAAGAUAAGGAAACUUUAUUAGAUGCUGCUAACGACGUUUUGGAAUGGUUGGAUGAUAACUUCGAAACCGCCAUUGCUGAAGACUUCGACGAAAAGUUUGAAUCUUUGUCAAAGGUCGCUUAUCCAAUUACUUCUAAGUUGUACGGUGGCGCUGACGGUUCUACUGCUGCCGAUUACGACGACGAAGAUGAAGAUGACGAUGGUGAUUAUUUCGAACAUGACGAAUUGUAG